Messenger RNA from Contarinia nasturtii (swede midge), 1582 nucleotides. RefSeq names its product isoleucine--tRNA ligase, mitochondrial-like. Gene Ontology annotation, cellular component: cytosol. The record is from RefSeq and is a predicted model, not a curated record. Gene Ontology annotation, biological process: isoleucyl-tRNA aminoacylation. NCBI's taxonomy places the organism in Eukaryota, Metazoa, Arthropoda, Insecta, Diptera, Cecidomyiidae. Gene Ontology annotation, molecular function: ATP binding; aminoacyl-tRNA deacylase activity; isoleucine-tRNA ligase activity.
CCACCGUAUGCGAAUGGUGACCUUCACAUGAGCCAUGCUGUCAAUAAGAUAGCCAAAGACAUCAUUCUUCGUACGCAAAUCGUCAACGGUAAUCGUGUACACUAUCAUCCAGGUUGGGAUUGUCAUGGAUUGCCUAUCGAAAUGAAAGCAAAAUCAGUUAAAGAUGGAAUGAAUGCACUCGAAAUACGAAGCAAUGACUUUGCGACGGCUACUAUUAAAGAGCAAAAGAGAGCGUUUGAAUCGUGGGGCGUCACAGCUAAUUGGAACAAAGUGGAAAAUAUGUAUCUUACCUAUGAUCCUGCUUACAUAAAAAAUCAAUUGAAUCUUUUCCAUCAAUUGUAUUCAAAACGGAUCAUCUUUCGCGAUUUGAAACCAGUAUACUCAUCAUCCAAAACUGCACUAGCAGAAGCUGAAUUGGAAUAUAGCACGAAUCAAGUAAGCCCAUCGUUGUAUAUUCGAUUUAAAUUGAAAAAUGUGCCAACAUCACUUAAGAAAUACGACGAAUAUGGUGUAUAUGGUUUAAUUUGGACAACCACACCAUGAACACUGCCAGCGAAUCAAGCCAUUUGUUUUAGUCCAGACCUCAAGUACUCAGUGAUUCGACUGAAUGACGAACCCGAAUACUAUAUUGUUGGAACCGACCUAAUAGCAAAACUAAAAGAAACACUCGAAACAUUUGAAUUCGAAGAGUAUGCGAGUGUGGAUGCGGCCGAUUUAGAAAGUUGUACAUAUUUGCAUCCAAUCGAUAAAGACACGGAAUUGCCAUUUUUAAAAGGAAAUCAUGUAAAGGCUGACAUUGGAACUGGAUUAGUUCACACAGCACCAUCGCAUGGUUUUGAUGAUUAUCUUGUUUGUUUAGCUGAAAAUAUUCCGAUUUUCGAGAUGGUAAUCAACUAUGGUACAAGAAGAUGUAAUACAAUUGGGGAAUGGUUCAUUGAUAUUAAGGCGAUUCGCGACACAACGCUGGCGCAAUUAGAAAACAUUGACAUUUACACCAAAUCUGAAAAGCUGGAAAGUACACAAUUGUCACAAAGAUUCGACCAACGACCAUACUGGUGCAUUUCAAGACAACGUGUUUGGGGUACACCAAUUCCAGCAUUUUAUCGAAAAGAUACCGGCGAAGUGAUUGUAUCGGAGACCAUCGUGAAUCACAUUAAUGAAUUGCUUACAAAAAAUGGAACGAUUGAUUUUUGGUGGUCAAAAGACGUUGUCGAUUUAAUACCAGACAAUGAACUGAAAAGACUGAAUCUGAAUGCGGAGAGUUCAUUAAAUUCACAGGACAUAUUGGAUAUUUGGUUUGAUUCGGGUAUUUCAUGGUCGUAUGCAUUGGAUUCGCCAAAUGUUGCUGAUUUGUAUUUAGAAGGUAUCGACCAGUUUACCGGGUGGUUUCAAUCGUCUUUGAUUACAAGUGUGGCAUCAAGAGGCAUAUCACCAUUCAAAUCAAUUCUUGUGCAUGGAUUUACCGUUGAUGGAAAUGGACGAAAAAUGUCAAAAUCGCUGGGAAAUGUGAUAAAUCCAAGCGAUAUCCUUGAAAAUCACAAUGUAGAUACGCUACGUUGGUGGAUUGCAGCGCAUUUAGUUG